Molecule: messenger RNA, 477 nt
Organism: Talaromyces rugulosus
Lineage: Eukaryota; Fungi; Ascomycota; Eurotiomycetes; Eurotiales; Trichocomaceae
Exons: 1
Coding region: 1-477 (158 amino acids)
Biological process (GO): transmembrane transport
Molecular function (GO): transmembrane transporter activity
Source: RefSeq, a predicted model, not a curated record
AUGGCACCUUCCGAGUCGACAUCACCAUAUGAACUACAAAACUCCCAGGAGACGGACCAGGCUCCAGGUCGCCAGUUGAAGGCUCUCUCCUGGUUCUUCGUUGUUUUCGCUCUGCUGGCGGCCUUGUUCUUGUUCGCACUCGACAACACGAUUGUCGCCGAUGUUCAGCCGAGCAUUAUUUCCUCCUUGGGAGGGAUCGAUAAGCUUCCAUGGAUCACAGUUGCCUUUGCUCUCGGUGCAAUUAGCACCAAUUUGCUUUGGUUGGCACCAUCUUCUUACGGUCGCUUCUUUUCCUGCUCACCGGGUUUAGGGGUCAACUGUACGGCCAUUUGGACAACAAGGUGCUGUUCCUGUCCAGCGUCGUCAUCUUUGAAGCGGGCUCCGCAGUCUGUGGAGCGGCGCCGACCCUCAAUGCUCUCAGCGUCGGCUGAGCGAUCUGUGGCAUUGGAGGAAUGGGCAUCUACCUGGGAACGAUGA